ACACACCUUGAAUAUCAUUACUAAGUGGAGUGUGAAAAUUACUAGUGAUCAUUAAAUCCUCUCUAACUCAUGAGCAAAAUGAGAGUUUGAUAAUGCUAGAUCGAAAGCAUAAGAGACUCAUCGCUUGGAAGAUCAUUAACAUUCAAGGGAUAUAUUCUUCAUAUUUUAUUCAUAAAAUCCUAAUGGAAGAUUAGGAUAAACCCGUUGUACAACAUUAGCAAUGUAUGAACCCUUACCUAAGGGAAGACAUUAAGAAAGAAGUUCUCAAACUGUUAGAUGCGGGAAUCAUAUUGAUAAUUGUCGAAAACAUAUUGAUUUUGCGUGCUUAAUGUGAUUAUUUCAUGAUAUGUUUGAGACCUAUAAUACUUGUUUUAGGUCCAACUAAGCCUGGAAUGGUUAUAAAACCAUUACCAUCAAGUGCCAAAUGUUUUAUAUAUUUCAGGUAAAUGAAACGAGAAAUUUGCAUUGGUGGAUAGAAUAAUUCAACAUUCAAGUGGACUAGAUGUACAUUUAUUUAUUAAUUGGACCGGAACUUAUUGAGGAGUUGAACCGGAACUGCACUUGUGUGGGCUGGAGGCAAUUUUUGGGCCGGCCCACUCUAAUCUCCGAAAGCAGCUGGGACAUGGAAGUUUUGGGGGGACAUGAUUAUUCUUUGGAGGCCAAUUUCUGGGGGACACGAGGUGGAUUUGGAGGGGAACGAGGGAAAUAAAAAAAAAAAAAAAAGAGAGAAAGGGGGCAGCAGCUUAGAGAGGGGACGGAACAGAAUUUUAGAGAGGGGAGAAUUCUUGUGGAGAAAAGAAAAGCAGAAGGACACGGAAGGGAAUAAAAGCAAUUUGAGGCGGAUAGAAGGAAAAGAAAAAAGCGCGCAGCAGCUGGGAGGACCAGAGGGUCGCGGGCAGAAUUCUUGGAAAAGAGAAAGAAAGCGCAAGGCAGCAGAGCAAAAGGCGAUCAGUCGAUUUCCAUCGGCGAUCGACUUCUCUCAAGCGGCUUGAGCUGAAUUCAACGAGAGCGAUUAGUUGGUUGGAUUUUCUAAACCUAAUUAGUUGUUUCUUGUUGUUUUAGAACAUGAUGAACAAAACCCUAUCGAUUUAUCUUAAUUUCAUCAUGAACUAAACCCCAAUUUCUGGGGGAAACACCAUAGGAUGUAGCUAUUUCUUGAUUUGAUGGAUUGAUUUAUGAUUCUUUUCUUCCAAUCUCUAUUGCAUGGAAUUGCUUAAUGCUUUGUGUUGACUGGCCACCAAUACAAUGAAUCGUAGUUGAUUAGGUUAUUAGCGACAGUGAAACCCUAAUAACUGAACCUAUUUCAUGUGACAUAGUAACUUAUCGAAGCGACAGUGGAUUAAAUAAGGUGCUAUGCGGUCUUAAAUAGGAUAUCGAUCUUCAGGCUAAAUAAUUAGGUCAUUGAGCUACGACAAUAGGAUUUGAUUUAAUUGUUUAGUACGUAGUAAUUCCCGACAGGGAUAGCUAGCACAUUCGUGAUAUCCUGGCUGUAGAGAGUUGGAUUAAAUUGAUUGGAGUAUGUGAAUUAAUCUGGAUAGGAUAGGUAGUGAAUCCCGGUGUUUCUCCCAGAGCUUUCUCCCAUUGAUUUUCUCCCUGAGCUUUCAUUUAGUUAAUUUGUUUAUUUUAUUUUGCUAGUAGUUAAUAAUCUCAUUAAACCAUUUUCACCUAUAGUUUGCUCUAUUAAAUCGGUAAAUCUUAAGGUUGUACCAGUCCCUGAGAGACGAUACCCGGACUUUCCGGUUUUACUACAAGAUAGGAAUUGAAGCUAUACGCUUUUGACCUAUCAAGUUUUUGGCGCCGUUGCCGGGGACUGCCAUACCUUAUUUUUGUCGAUUUUUGUGAGUGAACUGUUUUGAUCUGGGUGUUAGUGUGCAGGUGAAUUUUUUAGGUUAAUCCUCCUCGUGCAUGCCAAGGAGGACGACUGGCAAUUUACUGCCACUAGAUCCUGAGAUCGAGAGGACCUGCCGACAGAACAAGAAGCAGGUCAAGUUAGGGAAGCAGCCUACCACAUCCACAACUCCUAGGCCUUCCCUAACUCAGAAUCGUCAACCGAGAAGGCAGGUGACACCACCUGUCAUCCCUACACCACCUACACCACCGCCGCGCAUCAUCGAGCCUGUCAUCAUGGCUGAACAGGAUCGUUCGAUCAGGGCUCGUCUGAAUCGGAGGACUGGAGCCCGAGCUUCAUGUGUUGUCAUUCCGGCUGGGGAUGCAAACAUGGAGAUUGCCCCAGCCUUCAUCAAUAUGAUCACUAAUGGGUACACGUUCUCAGGGGCUAGCACCGAGGAUCCUCAUGAGCAUCUUCGCCGGUUCGCGAGCAUUUGUGAUACUAUGAAGAGCCCAACCGUGUCUGAUGAUGCAAUCCGUCUUCGGAUGUUCUCAUUUUCUCUGCUAGGGAAUGCAUCACACUGGUUCCAAAACUUAACACCCCGUUCCAUCACGACAUGGGGUCAGCUUGAGAAGGUCUUUCUGGAUAAAUACUUCCCACCCGCCUUGGCAAUGAAGAGGCAAGAAGAGAUUGUUACUUUUAAGCAGGCUGAUGAUGAGAGUCUGACUGAGGCAUGGGAGCGCUACAAGGGGCUGUUGAUGAGAUGCCCAAGCCAUGGUCUUGAAGAUUGGAACGUGAUCAUUAUUUUCUUCAAUGGAAUCAGAAGGGAGUUUCGGGAUGCCCUGAAUAAUGCUUCUCGAAAUGGUUUCACAAGCAUGGAGGCACCAGCAGCAUAUGAUCUGGUAGAGAAGAUCUGUUCAGAAGCCACUGAAUGGGGUAGUGAGACCAGUAUUCGAAGGAGAGGAGGCUUGCAUGAGAUAAACAGAGUUGCGAGUCUAGAAGCCAAGAUAGAUGCUAAACUGGAUUCCAAGUUUGAUGCACUCGAACGAAGGUUGGCCAAGAUUGCUAUGGGUAGACAAGAGGAGGUUGCUUCAUGUGAACUUUGCGAGGGUCCUCAUCAUAGGGAUAUGUGUCCGCUGGGAGCUGCUCAGUUGGAAGAUAUUCAGUAUAUCAAUAAUCCGCGAAGUCAAGGUCAGGGUGGUAUGUAUUCAAAUACAUAUAACCCUCAAUGGAGACAUCACCCCAAUAUGUCAUGGUCAAACAAUAAUCCAGCUGGUGUUCGAAACAUCCCACCUCCUGGUUUUCAACAACAGCAGCCUCAACCAGAGAAGAAGCCCCAACUGGAGGAGUUGAUUUUGGCUCAUAUGCAGAAAACAGAUAAUAAUUUCAAGGGUCUGGAUCAAUUUGUCACUCAACAGCUAGCCAUCAACAAUAAUUUACAAUCGUCUAUGCUAGCUAUGGAGAGGCAGAUGGGACAGAUGGCUCAAACUUUGGCAGAUAUGCAAGGCAGGAUUCCUGGGACAUUACCAGCAAAUACUGAGAGGAAUCCGAAGGAUGCCAUGGUUGUAGCAGUGACAUUGAGGAGUGGAAAGGCCUUGGAAGACCCUAGCAGCUCGAAAAAGGCACCAGAGGCAGAAGAGGAAGCACCGGGAGAAAGAUCUUGUGCAGAAAAUGAAGAAUCAGCCUUGCACAGGCAAAAUGAAAGCGGUUUGCCUGUGCAAAAGCAUGCUGCCCGUGUACCUCAAAAAGUGGAAAAAUUGAAGAAUGAAGAGGUAAAACCUUAUGAACCUCCCGCACCAUUCCCUCAAAGGUUAAUGAAGCCCAUGGAAGACCCAAACUUCAAGAAAUUUGUGAAUAUCUUCAAGCAACUUCAGAUUAACAUACCCUUGGCGGAGGCACUUGAACAGAUGCCUACAUAUGCUAAAUUUUUAAAGGAGUUGCUGACUAAGAAGCGCAAAUGGGCUGAUCUGGAGAAGGUAACCCUUACUUCUGAAUGUAGUGCUGUGAUUCAGAAUAAAUUACCAAAGAAGAGGGAUGAUCCGGGCAGCUUCACCAUUCCAUGUGUCAUUGGAGGUACAGAAUUCAAUAAAUCACUUUGUGAUCUUGGAGCAGGAAUUAAUUUGAUGCCCUACUCAGUCUACAAGAAAUUGGGAUUGGGAGAUGUUCUUAAGCCUACUCGGAUCACUCUCCAAUUGGCUGAUCGAUCAGUGAAAAUUCCAAAAGGAGUGGUGGAGAAUGUAUUGGUGAAGGUGGGAAAGUUUAUUCUCCCAACAGAUUUUGUAAUCCUGGAGAUGGAAGAUGAUCGGGGAGUGCCUCUAAUCCUCGGCAGACCUUUUCUAGCAACCGGUGAUGCACUCAUCGAUGUUGGGAGAGGCAAGUUGACAUUCCGAGUAGGUAAGGAGGAGGAAAUUUUUAAUGUCUUUCAAGUUGACCAUAAUCAUGAUGAAUUUGAAAGUGAAGCUCGAGAAAGGAAAAAUCCCUCUUCCUGUGAUAGUGGACCAUCCGAAGAACUAUCACCUAUCCUAUCUGCUCAGAUUCUAAAAUCAAAGCAAGGGCAGAAAUCCUUGCCAGGUCACCUCAAGUAUAGAUAUUUGGGUAAGGAUUUCAAUAUUCCUGUUAUUAUUCCUUCUUCACUGACAUUGAAACAGGAAGAGUACCUGCUUGAGGCGCUGCAGUACCACCUACGCCUCACUAAAGGGUCUAACAUGCCAGCUAAGAAGGUCAUACCCAAUUUUCGCACACCUGGCCCUGCAGAGGUGACUCAUAUGCUGGAUGGAGGUUAUGCGUUCUAUCAUUGCUCGGGAGGGUAUUCUGGAUACCUUUCCAUACCCAUUGGUUGAAAGCUCCAUGAACGUCAGGCUGAGGACGUUAAACAAGCGCUUCUUGGGAGGCAACCCAAGGUAAGUUUUCUUUUCUUUUGUUUAAUUUUCUUUUUAGUUGUGUCAAACCCGUGCAUGUAUAGAUUAGGAGUUGAACAUUAGAGACAAUGUUCCAUCCUGAGUGUGGGGUGGUGAGUCUUAGUGUUGUUUGUCCAUGUUGCAUGUGGUAAAAAAAAAAAAAAAAAUUUGUUUGUUCCUUUUGUCAUGUGGUCGGAAAAAAAAAACAAAAAAACAAAAAAUUCAAAAACAAAAAAAAACAAAAAACAAAAAAAUUGCCAUUAGGUUGAGCACAGCCAAACUGCAUGCAGUUUGCCUGUGUAAAAAGCAGUCUGCCUAUGUAAAAAGCAAGCUGCCUGUGUUAAUCUAAUGGCUAAAAAACACCUAAAAAUCAGAAAAAUCAAAAACAAAACCUUGUACUCUUGUGGUAACAUGAUGUAAAUGACUGUGAUGCCUUGAAAUGAGUUUGUGCUUGAAUGAAAUCAUAAAAAUCACCCCACUAGUGUUGAAUUGCAUGGUUCUUCACAAUGAGCUUGAAUGUUUUGACUGACUUGAUAUGCUUUGAAUGAGCAACUCUUUUAGCAACAUUCUCUUUUGUGAGGAUAGUGUAACGACUUUUGGUGAAGUAGUUAGGUGGAGAACAUUGACCAUUCGAUAUGUUUGGAUACCGUGCUUACUUGCAUCAAUUGUGAGCUUUUGAUUUUGCAAUGAGUCUCUCUGUUUUAAAUGUUUUAUGAUGGGGUGAACUGUAUCUUUAUAAAAUGAGAAAACACUACCUGACAAGUAAAAUUAAGAAAGUUGCCAUAACAAUUAAAGUGUGGGUAAAAAUGCCAAAAUCGUGUGAGGCAAUCACUCAUUGCACAUGGGGAUGAGGAAAGAUUCAAUUGAGAAUCGGUUCGCGACCGUACGAUGUUGCUUAUCAAGUACGAUCCCCAGUUGAGUGAAGUGCCAUUUGAGGAUGCAAUGACCCUCCACACGGACCGAGGAAAAGGAGUUAAAAGAAGCCCUUAUGCGAGUGCUAAGAAGCAGAAAUUGCUCUUGCUCGGUCACCGGUAGUAAGAAACAAAUCCCACUUGUACUAAAUACGACCUCUCGGCAAGCAAAAGCAGAAAGAGAGAAAGCCUCUCCUUGUCAAAAAAGGUAGUGAUGUGCUUAAAAUUAAAAUCUUGUUUGCGAAAGGCUUCCCCCAUUAGUUUUUGAGACUCAUGCUUAAUUAAUUGCUUAUGAUUGGUGUGAGUAAGCCAGAUUGUCCUCACGAGAUAUGCACCUCACUGAUGUGGUUAGAUUCUCCUAAUAAUUGUUGCACCAUAAGUUGUUAAUCACCCACUACCGACGAUCAAAAUUGAGUGUUGCUAUUUGAGUUUUUGAUGGAUUUGAGUCAGUCAAUGGUAAUGGUUGCAAAGAACUUGAGUGUGGGGUGAAAGGUAUGACCAUUAAAGCACAACUUGUCCAUUGAGAAAGAAACUACUGAUUAUCACAAGAGUACAAUGAUAAAUUUCUGGUGUUGAUGUUAUGUUUUGUGUGUCGUGUGUCUUGUGUUUUGAGUUAGGUUGUGUAUCCCUGGUCUGUGAUGUGUUUACUCCAAUUAUCGUUCUCUUGUCUGAAUUGUUGCUUAGGGACAAGCAAGUAUUGAGUGUGGGGUUGUGAUAAUUGUCGAAAACAUAUUGAUUUUGCGUGCUUAAUGUGAUUAUUUCAUGAUAUGUUUGAGACCUAUAAUACUUGUUUUAGGUCCAACUAAGCCUGGAAUGGUUAUAAAACCAUUACCAUCAAGUGCCAAAUGUUUUAUAUAUUUCAGGUAAAUGAAACGAGAAAUUUGCA
Molecule: messenger RNA, 6522 nt
Organism: Linum trigynum
Lineage: Eukaryota; Viridiplantae; Streptophyta; Magnoliopsida; Malpighiales; Linaceae
Source: the annotation of a GenBank genome assembly